AUGCCAUUGGCGAAGGCAUCAAUUAUGAAAGAUGGAAAUCCAAAAAUAAAUCUUUUGCCACUGGAGCCUCUGAGAAUAAACGAAUUAUCAAUUGACCAAGGGGGCAACAGUUCUGUGAGCAUCCAACUUAAAAUCUUAAAUUGCGACAUGCACGGUUUCAGCCCAAUCAAAGUUUCAGAUGUCGAAUCCUUUUCAUCUGAACGUGUAGAUUGGCGUAUCAAAGCCCUUGUUCCUAGAGUAGAACUUGAUGGAGAUUUCACCUCGAAGGGACGAAUACUUUUGUUUCCAAUUACUGGCAAGGGCAAAUGCAACCUAACACUUGUUGACUUGGAUAUUACAGCAGCUUUACGAUCUGGAGAACCGGUGACUAAAAACAACAAACAAUAUUACACAAUAGAAAAUGUUGAACUUAAAUUCCAACCCAAAAGAAUGUAUCUAACUUUCAACAACCCAGACCAAGACAGACUUCUAGAAGACCAAACCAACAGAUUUUUAAACGAAAAUUGGAAAGAUUUAUUCGAAGAGCUGAAACCGUCCUUCCAAGACUCUUUCUCAGCAUUGUUUAAAGAAAUCGCAGCAAGAGUUUUCGAUAGAGUUCCCAUUAAAGAUAUGUUCCUUAAGUAA
Molecule: messenger RNA, 624 nt
Organism: Ctenocephalides felis (cat flea)
Lineage: Eukaryota; Metazoa; Arthropoda; Insecta; Siphonaptera; Pulicidae
Product: protein takeout-like
Exons: 5
Coding region: 1-624 (207 amino acids)
Source: RefSeq, a predicted model, not a curated record